AUGACCGACGACUCUAAUGAUGAUCAUAAAACUGAGGGUGAAGACGACGGCCUUUUGGCUUCACCAUUACCGUCGCCAACACAACUUGAUGUCAGUAAUUUUCAAUGCCCGCAUCCAGAUUGUGGCAGAUCCUAUGCUUCCAAGCAUGGACUUGACAAUCAUAAUAGAGUUCAUUUCACUGAUAACGAAAAGCCUUUCGCCUGUCCUCAUCCAGGAUGCCUAUCAAGAUAUACGAAUAAGAGAGGAGUUACUCGUCACUUCAAUCUCAAACACAAAGACAAAAGUGACUGGUUCAACUGUCCUACGGCAGAGUGUGAUUCUUCUUUUUUUGAUGAACGACAGCUCAAGUUGCAUCAAAGAGAGCAUGGACUAUUUCGCUGUACUGCGAGACACUGUGUCUAUGAGUACACCACCGAGCAAGAGUUAUAUGAUCAUAGAGAGCGUAACCAUACAACUUCUGACCUAUAUGAAGAUCGUACUAGCAAGCGACCACCAGGAAUGUCUAAAGUAGAAGAAGACCUGCCUGCACAAGCUUCAAGCGGAGAGGAGACCGGAGAUGAGAUCGUUGUCGACGAGAGUUCAACAAAACCAGAAUUCUGCGAGGAUGAAGAUAACUUUGAGAAUAGUUCCCCCUUCAAGACGCCUACACACGGGAGAGGUAGUAAAAGAGGCAUUACAAAGAGAGCUUCGUUGAAUACGGAGAAUUAUCCUGCAAGACCUAACUGCAAAGGCUGGAAAUGUCCCAAACCUGGCUGUACAGUCUGUCGCAAAGUACAGUUUGAUAUUAUUACUCAUUGGCAGGAGGCACACAGUGAUAUACCAGAACCAGCUCAUUUUGAAUUUGUCCAUGGUCCGAAGUCAUCCGAGAAUACAGCUACUCCUAGAUUUGGGGUCAAUGGCCAUCGGCUCGGAGGACAGUCUACUUCUGUUGGUCAGCCAGGUCACCCCGACCAAGAAGGGGCAAGUAGAAGUAAUGCCAAUGAUGGUGCUCGAGGACUAAAUUCUCAACAACAGAGGGGAAAGGGCGACAAUACUACAGGAAACAAGAACACAAAUAUGAAUGGCUUAAGCGUACCAAACGCUGCUACAUCAACCCCUUCCAUCGCUUCUUCUCGUUUGCCUGCGGCAACAAAUACUCAAGGCCACACUCCAAGAUCUAACAAUGGUCGUCCCAUUAUCCCCCCCCCACGCCACGCACCUAAUCUCGCUCGUCCAACCACCACCAUCUUGGCUAAUUUUACUGGCAAUCUUUCUGGUCCAGCUGAAACGCCUUCAAUCAACAACCGACGUAAGAAGGCAGCGGUUGGCCAUCCCACUCAGAGGAUUCACGCUCGUGCAACGGAGGCCCGCCGUAUGAGUCCUCCUCCUGCUAGGAGCAACCAAGGUGCAAAGUCUGCUGUCGCUUUGAUCAACACCCGAUUGCCUCCUCAAAGACACUCUCAAGUCUCUUCUCCCGAUUCUUCCCGUCGCGCCUCUCCUGUGAGCUCCGAUGAAGAAGAGGAAGGCGAGGAGGAGGGUCUCUUCGUCUCGCCACCUGAUACCACCAAGAAUCAGACCAAAGGUCCUCGCCGCGUAUUAGGUGUUCGAGGCUUUGCCAAUAUGCCAUUGCCUAGAGAUCAAGAUUCUGACGAGGAGGAUCUUAGACCAAGUCAUGUCUUGAGACAAGAACGCCGUGCUGCUGCCGGUAAAUCCUUGAAGCCUGAUCAUGCCCAAGAAUUUCUUGGUGCGAGUAGGAAAAUCUACGGUCAACCUAGGAAGAUGGGAAAAUCCACCAAGUUUUUUGCAGCCCGAUCAACUGAUUCAGAUGAAGAUUCAAAUUUUGAGGGCAGCGAGUUGAAUUCAUCCGGUAGCUCUUUUGGAGAAACUGAAACCCAUCACCCCGGUCGUCGUUCAACAAACCACGUCAACGCACGUGCCUCUAACUCUGUUCAUCGUCGCUCCUCUGUCAACAACGGCGAUCCCCCAAGAACUCCUUCUCCUGAUCUUCCUAGAUACCAACCCUAUGAAGUCUACGGUCCAGAUCUCGACUCUCCACCCCCAUCCUAUCUCAUCAAAUCACCUGGUGUUAUCGACCGCACUCUUCCAUACCCCAAUCGUCCAGAAGACAAAAUGCUCCCUGAUGUUGCUGCAGUUCAACCCGACGACCUUUUCGAUGCUGAUGACAUCUUUUUUAGCUUUCGAGACAUGACUCCACACGAAAGAGAGGUACAGGAUCGUCUUGAUGCAGAGAAAGAAGCCAUGAGAGCAAAUGCCUACGGCUCUGGAUUCCGCGCUCCAUUGCAUUUUGAUCAUUGUCCCCUCACAGCUCCAAUCUGUCGUGCCGAGCGGGCAGCUUGGAUUGCGGAGAGAUUACGUCUCGAUGUUGAGGAAGCUCGUGGUGAUGAAUCUGAAGAUCCUGAGACACCAUCAAGAAUGGACCGCGAUGAUGAUCGUCGCUCUGAUGUUGACGUGGAAAUGACUGGUACCGGAACAUCUGCUUUAUCAAAGAAAAAGAGAGCCACUUGCUCGGGCCCAGUUCGUGAAAAGAGAAAGUACAACUGGCGUGAUCCAGUUAGGAAGAAUAAGCGUCGUAAAGGAAGUUUUUCCGGCAUUACAUCUCGUCGUGACAGCACUCGCCGUUCUUAUUCUGGUGGAAACUCUCAGAUUGAUGGUGCCGAAGAACAGGAAGAAGUAGUCGCCGAAAGCCAAAAGCCAAAAUGGGCAUGGAGUGACGCGCAUCGAGCUGUGAUCAAUACACGAAAGCCUGUUGAAUUGGUUCGUCCGGACGCUUUGGCUACUGAAGGCGGCACUGCGCUUCCUCGCCUUGUCGAUCGUGCCCCCGUUAGUCCUUCUGUUGGCUCGGAUAACUUGAAUGCUUCGGGUGUUUUCACUGCUGCGGCUGGUAGCGCUAACGCCUCCUUUGUCUCUAGCGAUGGAUAA
Molecule: messenger RNA, 2919 nt
Organism: Botrytis deweyae
Lineage: Eukaryota; Fungi; Ascomycota; Leotiomycetes; Helotiales; Sclerotiniaceae
Exons: 6
Coding region: 1-2919 (972 amino acids)
Biological process (GO): regulation of transcription by RNA polymerase II
Cellular component (GO): nucleus
Source: RefSeq, a predicted model, not a curated record